AAGAGCGGGUGGAGCAAUUUGGUAACAGCGUACGUCUCUUUUUGAUGCAACCGAAUACGAAAUUGACGAUGUAUAAAACGCUGGCCGGGCAAAACCGAAAUCAGAGUCGCAUUUGUGAUAUCGAGACAUUAACAUGGCUUUCAAAUUCAUCGCUUUCGCCGCUUUGUUGGCUUAUGCCCAUGCUGGCGACCUCAUCGGAGCUCAUUUGGCUGCCUCCCCUCUGGCAUACGCUGCCCCAGUAGUCGCUAAAGUAGCUGCACCAGUAGCUGUAGCCAGAGCUGAACCCUACGACCCCAACCCACAAUACCAAUUCGGCUACGAUGUCCAAGACGCUUUGACUGGCGACUCCAAGAGCCAAGUUGAAUCUCGCAGCGGAGACGUUGUUCAAGGUCAAUACUCCUUGAACGAUGCUGAUGGUACCAGACGUAUUGUUGACUACACUGCUGACCCAAUCAACGGUUUCAACGCUGUCGUCCGCAAAGAACCUUUGGUAGCCAAAACCGUAGUUGCUGCCCCAGCUGUUGCUGCUGUACGUGCCGCCCCAGUUGUAGCUGCUGCUCCUUUGACUCGUUCAGCUCCUUUGCUCCAUUCAUCUCCUCUCUUGGCUCAACCAGCUCUCUCUGCUCCUUUGAUCCGUUCUGCUCCUCUUUUGGCUCAACCAGCUUACGCUACUUCCUUAAUCCGCUCUUCUCCUCUUCUCGCCCAACCUGCUUUGGCUAGCGCUCCCCUCCUCCGCUCUGGACCAUUGCUAGCCCAAUCUGCUCCUCUUAUUGCCCACUCAGCUUAUGCUGCCCCAGCCUACUAUCACUAAGUGAUAGUAUACGAAACAUGUAUAUAAAAUUGUAAUUUAUUGACUGAUUAAAUAUUCA
Harmonia axyridis is the source of this 869-nucleotide messenger RNA. Its product is annotated as larval cuticle protein A3A-like. The transcript is spliced from 2 exons. Lineage: Eukaryota; Metazoa; Arthropoda; Insecta; Coleoptera; Coccinellidae. The record is from RefSeq and is a predicted model, not a curated record. Gene Ontology annotation, cellular component: extracellular matrix. Bases 134 to 811 code for a protein of 225 amino acids.